UCAGAAAGCAGUUCUGCGUUCUCAAGAAUUUAGUUUUUGCAUCACAAAGAAAUGUUUUCUCCAUGACAAAAAAUUGUUUUCAUGACAAUCGAAAUCGGUUUUUGCAUUUUGGAAAAUGAAAAAUACGGCUCAGAAAAUGCAAUAGUUAAUACUGAACUUUUGUACUUUGUCCAUUCAUAGCAACUUCAGCUGCUCCAACGCUUACGUACCCCGCUUGAAAGGCGUUUUACUCCCCAAAAAGAAGUAAUUUCAACAUUAUUUUGGAAUUCAAAAGAAACUUGUGACUCGACACGCGACGAACGAUCACGACAACAACUUAAGUACUUCACGCGGGACAAAAGUUCUUCCAGCCGGGAUUAUAGGCAGAAGCGGCGCGAGUGCGACGUAAGCAAAAGAGACAAGAAAAACGGCAGCGACGGAUAGUUCGUUUCGUUCCACAACGACGCUGACAACCACAAUAAGCAAUCAAGAAACCAGGGUUCUACUACAAACACAUUAAGAGCGGACGAAGACUACAACUUGCUCCCCACCACCGCAGGAACAUCAGCUGCCGAAAAGUAGAACCGAACACGGCGGCGAGCUUUCUGAUUGUGGAUGACGAUCGCUCCUUAUCAAGUGCAAAUUUGUCUGGGUCUGAAAGGACGCGAACUUGUCAUGCACAUUUCAAAUCACACAAAAAUCUGUCAUGUGUGGACAGCAAAAGUGGCCCACUAUGUGUCGCCGAAAGAUGGGAUUUGUCAUGCGGAUUAGGCAUAGCGAUACCUUCUCAAAACCUGUAAUGCUAGGGCCUGCAUGCCAGACCUUUCGGGUCACGGAAAAACAGCAUGGCAAACUUCUGCGGUCCUCCAGACCCAGACAUAUUUGCAUUUGAUACUCCUUUUUCCAGCAUGGCGCCUCGUACCGCUGGAUCGAAAGAGUACAGCCUCCCAUAUGGGACUCUCAAAUGUUACAUUCUCAACUGUUACACGAUUUGUAAUGCAAAAUUGCCAUCAGUAUCUACAUGAUCAAGCUGCUUUGCAUGACAAAUUCUCGAAGAGCCAAACAGGCUGAGAAUCUGUGCCAAAUCUGUCUUGCAAGACGCGCUAGGUCUCCCCUUUCGCGUUUGCCAUUGUUGCAUGACAAAUUCAUGUAAUAGUUGAGAGUGUAACGCUUGAGAACGCCAUACCCCACCCACCCUGCUCCGCAGCUCCCUCAAUUCCAACAAACCGAAUACCAGCUCGGGGAUAUCAGACAGCACCGCGGCACUUGGGGGAAGUUCAUCAGGUACUUUUACGUAUGAUCUGCUUCUACUGAAUUCAAUAGGACUGGAUUUGGAACUAGAAUCAGUACCACUUCCACCUUAUCCUUGUAAGAGUGGAAGCUGCGGCUGCUAAAAAUAAUUCUGCUGUAGGCUAAGAUGAAUGAGUUUACUUGUUACAUAUUACUUUUAUUGUUCCCAAACAAGUUCCCACACAACUCACAGUUGCCUCCAACUCCCCCUCGCAUGGGGCCACCACGGCUACGUCGAUUGAGAACACGCUGAUCGUGUUUGACUGGGAUGACACCUUUUUUCCCACGUCCGCGCUGGAACGGAGCCGACUCCUUCGCAUCCCCGCACAGAAAAUGCGCCCGCAGUUGGUGCUAUCAAUCGUAAAAAAGUCCGGGUCUGGAAGAUUCUGACAGUUGUCAUGCACGUUUUGCAUGAGCCAUGAUGUCUGUAAUGCAUACACUAGCAAUACAGAUUUUUUGAGGGCUUCUUGUUGCCUAUUCCGCAUGACAAAUGCCUUCUCAGCGUAGCAAAAAUUGCAUUUCCUUUGCUACUCAUGCAACACAGAUUUUUCUGGAAUACAAAGACAGCAUUACAAGUUCCACUCUUGCAGACCCAGACGCUUUUGCAAUGCAUAGGUGCAGCAAUUGAACUACCUGGCGCAGAUGGUUGUGGAGACGCUUAUAUGCAUUGCAGAAGUAUCCUACUCGUAGUAAUUGCAAUCAUGCAUGACAAAUUGCCCAUCUUAGGCAAACCAGCAUUACAAACUCCACUUUUCUUUCUGAAAUAAAUUUGUAAUGCAAUGUACGCUUAGUACGAUACUUUUGCAAUGCAUAGCUGACGCUCGCCGAGCAGUACGGUAAGGUAGUGAUCAUCACCAAUAGCGCCCCGGGGUGGAUCGACACCAGUUGUCAAGCGUUUAUGCCGGUCAUGCACGCCAAAAUUAGGAGCUACCCGAUCUUCGCGAAGCCCAUGAACUACCUGCUCACCUACAAACUGGACGUUUUCAAGCGGGAAUUAUUGCAGGGCCGGUACCAGAACCUGGUCUCCGUAGGCGACGGCAUCGCGGAAAGAACGGCCACACUGCGGUUAGUAGGUACAGGAGACGGUGGCUAGGUCUGAUGUAGAUUAUGCGUUUUUAUUUAAGUACUUCCUGCUUCUCACAUUGUUGUCUUUAUGGAUGCCGUUAUGCUCAUCUUUAUGUGUGUUGAACCAGUUUGAGUUUCAUGUAUGUUACACUGUUCAGUUAUUUUCUGCAUCACUUUAUCUCUAUCAGGUACCCAAGCGGCCGGCACACACCGGUUUUGCAAGAGUAUCAAACUGAAGGAGAUGCCGACCAUCCAGCAGCUGAUUGACCAGCUCGACCUGUGUCAGCGCCGAUUGGAGCACUUGAGCAAGUACCAGGGAGACCUGGAUCUCCGCACCAACUUCGGAUUAACCAACGCCAGGAUGGGCUACGCCCGGUCGCAGAUGGCCGCGUCCUCCGGCUGUAGCUUUGUGCACUUGUCCCAUUUGUCCCCCGAACGCAACGACGAGCAGAUAUUGGGGCCGUACCAGCAUAAUCAGAACCUGCAUUCUAUCCAGUACUCGUCCUCAGGAACGCCAACGAGCAGCUUCGCGGGCAACAGAAUCAACACGAGUACUGUCUCGAAGAACAGCGCGUCUCAUCUACCCAGUGCACAUAGUAGUACAUCAACCAGCACGACAAAUCAUGGUUCCCCGAACAUCAACAACCAGCAUUUCUUGACCUCAAAGCCGAUAACGACCUACACGAACAAUAAUUUGGAAGUGUUGAGUUCCAACGAGUACCCCGGGGUGGGGGACCACUCGAUGGCCCAAUCAGAGUCGACCGGGACGUUGCCGAGGCUUAUCCCAAGCUCUAUGGACAUCCUGGACUCGCCGGAACCGCAGCAAACCCGAAGCUUGUCAAAACCACAAAGGUAUUAGUGGUUCUACACGGUUUGUUAAUCUGAUUUUGAUAAAUGGAUUUCGCUUUUUCUAGAAACAAAUGCAGUGAGUAUAUGUAGCAAAUAAAAAAGGUCAAAAAUGAUGCAUGCGUUGAGAAUAAUCACUUCAAGUUCGAGGAACAGCAAGUCAGACUGUUGAUUUGUUCUAUUCCAGUACCAGUACCUGUAGGCAACCCCAAAUUUAAAAUCAAAAACACUCUAUUCAGUCUCGUCGUCGGUGGUAUACGAGGGCAGCGUGCGUUGACGACCUCCGCCGAUAAAGUUCUCCGAGGGAAGCCCGCACUCCCGCGAGGGGUGCAGCGCGGUGGGGCGUUUACCCCUCCAGUGGGCAUCGGCCGGAGGUAG
Amoebophrya sp. A120 is the source of this 3558-nucleotide messenger RNA. NCBI's taxonomy places the organism in Eukaryota, Dinophyceae, Syndiniales, Amoebophryaceae. The record is from the annotation of a GenBank genome assembly.